This is a messenger RNA of Lacerta agilis (Sand lizard), 1251 nucleotides long. It is a transcript of the gene LHFPL3, whose product is annotated as LHFPL tetraspan subfamily member 3. Lineage: Eukaryota; Metazoa; Chordata; Lepidosauria; Squamata; Lacertidae. The transcript has 3 exons. The record is from RefSeq and is a predicted model, not a curated record. Bases 1 to 768 code for a protein of 255 amino acids. Gene Ontology annotation, biological process: sensory perception of sound. Gene Ontology annotation, cellular component: plasma membrane.
AUGCCCGGAGCGGCGGCGGCGGCGGCGGCGGCUCCAGCGGCCGCCUCGUCGGCCGGGGGCUCGGCGUCUCUGGCUGGGGGCUCGGCGUCGGCCGGGGCUCUCCUUCCUCCUCAGGAGGCGGCCAAGCUGUACCACACCAACUACGUGCGGAACUCGCGCGCCAUCGGGGUGCUGUGGGCCAUCUUCACCAUCUGCUUCGCCAUCGUCAACGUGGUGUGCUUCUUCCAGCCGUACUGGAUCGGCGACGGCGUGGAGACGCCUCAGGCGGGCUACUUCGGGCUCUUCCACUUCUGCACGGGCAGCGGCUUCUCCCGGGAACUCACGUGCCAGGGCAGCUUCACGGACUUCUCGAGCCUGCCCUCGGGAGCCUUCAAAGCCGCCUCCUUCUUCAUCGGGCUCUCCAUGGUGCUCAUCAUCUCCUGCAUCGUCUGCUUCAUCCUCUUCUUCUUCUGCAACACGGCCACCGUCUACAAGAUCUGCGCCUGGAUGCAGCUGACCUCCGCUGCCUGUCUUGUCCUGGGCUGUAUGAUUUAUCCUGAUGGCUGGGACGCAAAAGAAGUGAAACGGAUGUGUGGUGAAAAGACGGACAAGUACACAUUGGGGGCUUGUUCAAUCCGCUGGGCAUACAUUCUCGCCAUAAUUGGAAUCCUGGAUGCCAUGAUCCUCUCUUUCUUGGCAUUUGUACUUGGCAAUAGACAGGACAGCUUACUAGCAGAGGAACUCAAGCUGGAAAACAAAGUUCUGCUAAGCCAAUCCUCACUAGAAUGAGCACAAAACAAAACCAAGUAACAGCUUUUGUACAUCAGCAUCAAAUGGGAAGACGCUUGGGAAGGAAGCCUGUGAUGAAGGAGAAUGUUGACGAGUGUAACAAAAAAAAUUAAAAGUCUGAUUGCCGGGAGCUGCCUUCUAAACACAGUUCAAGCCAGACAUGCAAGUGGUUCUCUGGACAGAGUUUCGAUCCUGGAUUUACCCACAAGCUCAUUAGGGACUGUCACUGGAUGCAACAUUCAGAAGGCAUGCAUGAAAUGUCACAUAAGGGGAAUAAAUUUUAAAAGGGGGUAUAGUUGUCACUAGGUAAACAUAUUAAUAUACAUGCAUCAAGAAGGUUUGUAAAAAUAAUAAUAUUAUUUCAACUGAAAAGCAAAAUCCUUUAAAAUAAAGCAUUUCACAAGGCAGGGGCAGUUAACACAGAGAACUCCUGUUCCGGCCACCAGGAACCAGAGUGGGCAUCACUUUCCAUCCAGUACCGCU